AUGUCCUACUGGCCGGCGCUUUUACUCCUCGUCUUGGAAUUCCUGGAAGGUUUUUCAGCUCAACCCACCACUUCCUCUCAGAGAAAUGCUGGUAUUUAUUUUCGAAUUAAUCAGAAGGCUGUGGAUUAUAUUACAGAACUUGCCAGUGAUGCAAUGCCACAAAUCCUUAACAACAUGCAUCUGCCGGACGUCUCGGUCAGUUCAGCCACUAUAUCGAAAAUUCACAUCAAUCGAGUCGAGAAGCCGGAUAUCCAUGCGAAAUUCGUAGAGGGUAAAGGUGUGCGAGCAAACGUUAGCCUUCCAUUUUUGAGGACAAGCGCAGAUUGUACAGUGGAUUCAUUUUUUCCUCUUGAUGGAACAUUUGUGGUUGAACUGCAUAAUUUCACUAUCGAUUUGGAGCUUCAUGUCAGUCGGAACGAAUCGCUAGGAAUAAAUGUGAUAGAGAUCCCACACUGUGAAACUACACAUUCUGAUGUAGUGAUUUUGUUAGAAGAAGAUUCGCUGUUGACUCUUAUUCAGGGGAUGCUGCAGUCUACAAUUUCUGAUGCAGUAAAGUCAAAAAUUUGUGAGACAAUUUUGGAUGCCGUGAAAUUUGUCGACGCUCAAGAGAUCCAGUCAGUAGCUUCUGUGAAUUCCACCGCAACAACGCCUUCAAAUGUGUAUUCGGAAGAAUCCGUGUUUAAUCCAGCAGAAUUUGGUGCAAGUCUCUGUGAAGUGGAAAGACUACAGGGGUCAACAGAUUCACCGUUGAUCACCGUGGACAGCAACGAGACCUCGACGCCAGGUACAUGGAGCGCUAAUCUCGAGGUUGUCUAUCCUCCCAGAUUCACCAAUGAUGAAGUGGUCUUUGGCGUGGAUGGAGGAAUUUUGUUCAACGGCGAAGCGGCCACGAAUGUCGACACGCCAUCGCUGUUGAACGUAAGCGUCCUCCAUGACAAGAUGGUUGGAAUAUUGCUAUCCGAUUCCAUACCGAACACCUUAUUCUCUCAUCUUUUCAUUAAUGGAAUGGGAAAUGUGUAUCACAGAUUCGAGUCACAUCAUCUACCAAAACCUGUGCGGAAACUCGCUAACAUGUUCUGCUCGAAAUGUUACCUGGAAAUUUCCGCAAACGUCACCGAGCAACCACGAGUAGAAAUCAGCGCAAAAUUCGGUGCAAGAGUUGAGUUGGCUGGAAAUAUCCUGAUCCAAUUUCAAGGACGAGACGAACUGCACAAUCUUAUCUAUGCUACCACAAAACUUCACCUCACUCUGAAACCAACAAUUAGACAUUCACGUCUCUACGGCGACGUUUCCCUUACGCAAGUCGACGUGAAAGUUUUCGAUUUGGGUAUGGGUGGAAUUCUUGCGAAACCAAUUGAGAAGAUCGUAUCGUUCAUAGUACCACGCGUACUAUGGCCACAAGUGAAGAAACGUAUUCGAUUCGCUCUCAAUAGAAGAGGUAUCCAGCUUCCUGUGCUCUGCGGUGUGGAGCUGGAGCAUCUCUCGUUAUCAUACAUCGACCAUGCGGCCGUUGUCAAUACUGAUUUCAAGUUCGAUUUGCCACUUUUUGUGAAAAAAUUCAAAAUUUACCUCAUUAAAAAAGCCGAAAUGUUCGAUGGUGUGCCUACGUACGUGGAGAUCUGA
This is a messenger RNA of Necator americanus (New World hookworm), 1623 nucleotides long. RefSeq lists its product as uncharacterized. The record is from RefSeq and is a predicted model, not a curated record. Gene Ontology annotation, molecular function: lipid binding. The coding region runs from base 1 to 1623 and encodes 540 amino acids. The transcript is spliced from 15 exons. Lineage: Eukaryota; Metazoa; Nematoda; Chromadorea; Rhabditida; Ancylostomatidae.